UCAGUUGACUCACAACAAUCGGUGUGGAAGCACCAAAAAAAAAAGAAAUAAAUCAUUUGAGAAUAUCUUAUCAAUUUGAGAAUAAAAAAUCAUCACAAAAUUUUACUUUCGGUUUUGUUGAAUAGUCGAGAAUAUUUUAAAUACGAAAAAGAAUUAAUUUAUUAGAGUUUUAGAAUCGAAAGAAAAGUAAAAGUUUUAUAAUAGAAAUUACGCCUUUAAGUAAAUUCAGGUUGGUUACAUAAGAAUAAGAAAAAAAAUCGAAGAAAUUCACGAAAAAAUAAAAAAUCUUUAAUUGUCAAGGCUGUGAAAAAGUUAAAAAUAUUUCUUUUAAUAUUAUCUUAAACAGACCCAGAUAAAAGAUGCAUCGUGCUAGGACAGCUUUUAAUCUCUUAACGCCGGUAGGUCAACAAAAUUUCGGCUCAUGGUUGGUGCGUCAGCAGAAAUCGAAGAUCGCAAAUGAUUUUAUUGCUGCGUCAGCUGUUAAAACAUACAACUCAGCCGCUGCAGAGCCUUUCCUUAAUGGAUCAAGUACAGCAUAUGUUGAGGAAAUGUAUAAUGCAUGGCUUGCUGAUCCAUCAUCUGUUCAUGCUUCAUGGGAUGCUUAUUUCCGUAACAAUUCAUACUCAGCUCCACCGUCACUCGCUCCACCACCGAAAAAUCAUGUUCCUAUUUCACAAUUUGCAGGAGCUGGCUCAGCUCUCGCCCCAUCUGGAUAUGCUGGUCCACCCAUGGCUGGAUAUCAAGUCGAUGACAAAUUAGUAGAUGAUCAUUUAGCUGUUCAAGCUAUUAUCAGAAGUUAUCAGUCUCGUGGUCACUUGAUGGCUGACUAUGAUCCAUUGGGUAUCAUUAAUUCAGAAACCCAAAUAGGUCCUGAUGGCGUCACACGUAGAGCUAACGAAAAAGUUACUCGCAACUAUAUGUUAUUUGGCGAACAUGAUAUGGACAGAGUAUUUAAACUUCCAAGUACAACAUUUAUUGGCGGCAAAGACAAGUUCCUCCCAUUACGUGAAAUCUUAAAUCGUCUCGAAAAUGCUUAUUGUAAUAAGAUUGGCGUUGAGUUCAUGUUUAUCAAUUCGUUGGAACAAUGUAAUUGGAUUCGUGAGAAAUUCGAAUCACCAAAUGCCAUCAACUAUUCAAAUGACGAGAAAAGAUUAAUUUUAGCUCGUUUAACACGUGCAACUGGUUUUGAAGCCUUUUUGGCAAAGAAAUUCUCAUCUGAAAAACGUUUUGGUCUUGAGGGUUGUGAAAUUAUGAUUCCAGCAAUGAAGGAAGUCAUUGAUACAUCAACACGUUUGGGAGUUGAAUCUAUUAUUAUGGGAAUGCCACAUCGUGGUCGUUUGAAUGUUCUUGCCAACGUUUGUCGUAAACCAUUGCAUCAAAUUUUCACACAAUUUGCCGGUUUGGAGGCUGCUGACGAUGGAUCUGGUGAUGUCAAAUAUCACUUGGGAACAUACAUUGAACGUCUCAAUCGUGUCACAAACAAGAACAUUCGAUUGGCUGUCGUUGCAAAUCCAUCACAUUUAGAGGCUUGUGAUCCAGUUGUACAAGGAAAGACAAGAGCUGAACAGUUUUAUCGCGGUGAUGGUGAAGGAAAGAAAGUCAUGUCUAUUAUGCUUCACGGUGAUGCUGCUUUCUGUGGUCAAGGUGUUGUUUUUGAGACUAUGCACUUGUCAGAUUUGCCCGAUUAUACAACACACGGAACAAUUCACAUUGUCGUUAAUAAUCAAAUUGGUUUCACAACUGAUCCUCGUCAUUCACGUUCAUCACCUUAUUGUACUGACGUUGCUCGCGUUGUAAAUGCUCCUAUUUUCCACGUUAAUUCCGAUGAUCCAGAGAGUGUGAUGCAUGUUUGUCGUGUUGCUGCUGAAUGGCGUGCUACUUUCCACAAAGAUGUUAUUAUUGAUAUCGUCAGUUAUCGUCGCAAUGGACACAAUGAAAUUGAUGAACCUAUGUUUACACAACCACUUAUGUACAAACGUGUUCGACAAACCAAGCCAGUUUUGGAUCUUUAUGCAAAUAAAUUGAUUGAAGAAGGAUGUGUUACAUCUGAGGAAGUAAAGAGUGUUCGCGAAAAGUACGACAAGAUCUGUGAAGAUGCUUUAGAGCAAGCAAAGACAGAAACACACAUUAAAUAUAAGGAUUGGUUAGAUUCUCCAUGGUCAGGUUUCUUCGAAGGCAAAGAUCCAUUGAAGAUUAGUGCUACUGGAGUUCCAGAAGAGACUUUAAUCCAUAUCGGAAAUAGAUUCUCACAACCACCUCCAAAUGCAGCUGAAUUUAUCAUCCACAAAGGUUUAUUGCGUGUCUUGGCUGCACGUAAAGAUAUGGUUGAUACUCGUAUUGCUGAUUGGGCUUUGGCAGAAGCAAUGGCAAUGGGUUCAUUAAUGCGUGAAGGAAUUCACGUCAGAUUAUCUGGUCAAGAUGUUGAACGUGGAACAUUCUCACAUCGUCAUCACGUACUCCAUCAUCAAGAAGUCGAUAAGGCUACAUACAGACCAUUAUGUCAUCUUUAUCCAGAUCAAGCUCCAUAUACAGUUUGCAAUAGUUCCUUAUCAGAAUACGGUGUUCUUGGCUUUGAAUUGGGAUACAGUAUGACAAAUCCAAAUGCUCUUGUCUGUUGGGAAGCUCAAUUUGGUGAUUUCUUCAACACAGCUCAAUGUAUUAUUGAUCAAUUUAUUAGCUCUGGUCAAGCUAAAUGGGUACGUCAAAGUGGAUUAGUUAUGUUACUCCCCCAUGGAAUGGAAGGUAUGGGACCUGAACAUUCAUCAGCCCGUUUAGAACGUUUCCUUCAAAUGUCAGCUGACGAUCCCGAUUAUUUCCCACCAGAAAGCGAAGAAUUCGCUAUUAGACAACUUCACGAUAUUAACUGGAUCGUUGCUAACUGCUCAACGCCUGGCAAUUAUUUCCACAUUCUUAGACGACAAAUUGCCAUCCCAUUCAGAAAACCAUUGAUUUUGAUGACUCCAAAGAGUUUAUUGAGACAUCCAGAAUGUAAGAGCAGCUUCUCUGAGAUGGUUGAAGGCACCGAAUUCCAACGUGUCAUUCCUGAUCGUGGACCAGCAUCUGAAAAUCCAAGUGGAGUCAAACGUAUAAUCUUCUGUACUGGACGUGUGUAUUAUGAUUUAAUUAAAGCUCGUCGUGAUAAGGGUCUCGAAGGUGAAAUUGCUAUCUCAACAGUUGAACAAAUCUCACCCUUCCCAUAUGACUUAGUGAAGAAUGAAUGUUUCAAAUAUGCAAACGCUGAAAUUGUGUGGGCACAAGAAGAGCAUAAGAAUCAAGGUGCAUGGAACUACGUUUUACCUCGCUUUGAGACAGCAUUGAACUCGAGUCGUGACACACGGCCGCACGGCCCGAAUGUCACCAUGAGCACGCGUAAAUCGAGUGCCUGUAAAUAUACCAACUUUAAUGCUCCUGACCAGGAAGCUGCGAAAUUGCUAUCACGCAGAACACCAGUUCGAACUGUUAGCUAUAUGGGUCGCCCUUGUGCAGCAUCAACUGCAACUGGUUCAAAAGCUCAGCACAUGAGAGAGCUUAACAACUUCUUGAAUGAAGCCACAACCUUCUAAAUAGAUGAAUUCACUAUCUUACUUUAAAACAACUAUCUCUCGACAAAUUUAACGAUGAAAAUAAUUUUUAAUGCGUUCACACCAACCGACUUUUUAGACAUCAAUGAAAACUUUGUGAGGAACUAAUGUCAACUGUAAAGCAAACUUUUAGAGCAUCGAAUGUGCUUUCAUCUUAGAUUUUAUUAUUAUUUUUUUAUCUCAUCAUGUCAUUUUGAUCAUCCUAGGAGAUUCUUUUUCGAAAAGUUUAAGGAAGAAGCGUCAUAUGUUGAAGGAAUUGACUGAAAAACAAAACAUAUAUUAGAUUUUUAUGUCAUUUAAUCAAACUAUCUUAAGAUUUUGUGAUAAAUAACAUAUUCUGAUCACUCGUGAGCAAUUUGAUCUGCAUUUGCAGAAUUUUAGCUACAAGAGUAAAGUCAGAGAUAUUCGAGCGAAAAUAACGAUCGAUUUGAGGCAGUUCCAACAACAUUUGAUCUGAAUCCUUAAAGAAAAAAAAAACCAUGAAAAACUAAAUUAUUCAUAACUGAUUAUUUAUUUUAAUCUUUAAGUUAAGAUCGUAAAAAUAUUCAUUAGACAAAGUUCUUAUAAAAAUUUAUUUCUCUAUUUUGUGUUUAUCGUUUACUUAAAAACAAACUGAUUAAUUAAAGCUUGAAAUCUUGCUUUUUGAUUAGACUUAAUUUGACAGACAUUUUUCUUGUGAGACAUACGUUAAAUUGGAAUUAUGUCUCCUGCUUAGUUUUUUUUUCUUUAGCAUUAAAAAACCGAACUUAUACAGUGUUGAUAAUUAAUUUAAAUUAUUACUUCUAAUGGAGAAAAAAAAUGAAAAAAUUAGUUUAUAGGCAUAAAGACUUGUUAUAUUUGUAAAUCAUACGAUGCAGGAAUCAUCAAUCAAAUUGAAUUUAGAUUGACGAUAAGAAAAACAUAAAAAAUGGAACAUUUCUUUAUUCUUUGUAAAAGGAAAUAAAAUUUAUGAAAAUAAAAAUAAAAUGAAAAAACUUAUGAAUUAUUUUCAAAGCUUAGAAUAACUUAGUGAAAAUUGAUCCCGUGACAGAAAAUUAUAUAAAAUAAUUUAUUCAAUAGGUCGGUGCUUCUCAAACUAGUUUUGACUCUAAUUUGUCUCAGCACAUAGUUUGAGAACCACUUUAUAAUUGUUCGGAUGAAAUUGAUAUAUUUUUGUCGUGUUGAUUAAACUUGAUGAUUUAUUUGUCCCAAUUUGGUCUACAUCUGUGCGUCUAAGAAAAAAUAAAGUCCCUUUUAAUUCUAUAGUAUUUAUAUCUAUUUGUGCAAAGAAUAUUCACUAAGCCCCACCAUACACGUCUUGUAAUAAUAUUAAUAUUUAAAAUAUUGAGUUGAUUUAUUUUGUGUCAAAAAAUCAUUGUGAAAAUCGAUCAACAUGACAAGAAAAUAUGAUUAAAUCUGCAUUAGCGAAAAAUAUGAGAAAUUUAAUUACCUGUUACACAGCAUAGAAAAAUUGUCAUGCUAAGAAAAAUAUUAAACCAUGUAGGUGCUAAACAAAUGUGAAAAAAAACUAGCUCUUAAGCAUUUUAUCAAAAUUUUUACAUAAAUCAUAAACCAGAUAAUUUAUGACCUGAAAAGAUGCGAAUAAAUUGGCAAAUACACUAAUUUUUGAGAUGGUUUUUUUACCCACACAGAACAGUCGAAUGAAAAAUGCUUUAAGAUCGCUAUCUGCACCUUACAAGAAAAAAAUGUACUUUGUAAAUAUGAAACUUCUUUAUUGCUUAAAAAUAUUAUUAUUUUUAUCCAUAUAUACAUUGAAUUGAAAAAAAAAACUUAAGAAAAUGAACCUCAACAAAUAUUUGCACGAUCACUUUUUACAAAAUUAAGAGAAAGAAAUUAUAAAAGUAAUAAAAUUUGAUAGAAAUUGCUUCAUCAACAACAAAAGCGACGCAGCAACAACAUUUAAAUUUUUUUUGCACCAAUUUGUUGAAUUUAAAACAAAUUUGGACAGAUUACAGAAAUAUUAAAUGUUUGACGAUGAAAUAAAAAUGCAAAAAACAACUUAAAAUCUGGACUUAACAUUAAUUAAUCUCUAAUUUUAUAAAU
Messenger RNA from Chironomus riparius, 5624 nucleotides. Lineage: Eukaryota; Metazoa; Arthropoda; Insecta; Diptera; Chironomidae. The record is from the annotation of a GenBank genome assembly.